AUGGGCGGGGUGGGCAGACGUGAUCAAAACGGCUUCAUUUUUGAGCGUGUGAGGUGGGGACUUCACCUGCAUUCCCUACAGCGCACCCAGCGGGGCGGCUGCCCGUGGAAGUGGUUCUUCUUUCUGCCCCCACGCAGGACCUACCCCCGCCCGCACGAGUACCUGGACGUCUCUGCGCUCCCCGCCAGCUGGGACUGGAGGAACGUGAACGGCGUCAAUUACGCCAGCGCCACUCGGAACCAGCACAUCCCCCAGUACUGCGGGUCCUGCUGGGCCCACGGCAGCACCAGCGCUUUGGCAGAUCGAAUCAACAUAAAGAGAAAAGGUGCAUGGCCUUCUGCCUACCUCUCCGUUCAGAACGUGAUAGAUUGUGCUAACGCAGGAUCCUGUGAAGGUGGCGACCACUCAGGUGUUUGGAUGUAUGCCCAUGACCAUGGCAUUCCAGAUGAGACCUGCAACAACUACCAAGCUAAGGAUCAAAAGUGUAAGAAGUUUAACCAGUGUGGAACUUGCGUCACUUUUGGAGAAUGCCACGUGAUAAAGAACUACACUCUCUGGAAAGUUGCUGACUAUGGGUCUGUCAGUGGAAGAGAAAAAAUGAUGGCGGAAAUCUAUACUAAUGGACCAAUUAGCUGUGGCAUAAUGGCUACCGAAAAGUUGGAUGCUUACACUGGAGGACUUUAUACAGAGUACAACCCCUUGCCUACGGUGAAUCACAUCGUAUCUGUGGCUGGCUGGGGUGUAGAAAAUGGAACAGAAUACUGGAUUGUUCGUAACUCAUGGGGUGAACCCUGGGGUGAAAAAGGGUGGCUGAGAAUUGUGACAAGUGCAUAUAAAGGUGGAAGAGGAGCAGAGUACAAUCUUGCUAUUGAAGAGGACUGUGCAUAUGGAGAUGCUGUACUUCCUUGAUUCUAUAUUGGACAUCUUUCUGUUUAGGAACUACUUUGUUUGGAAGCUUCCCAGAACAACCUUUUUCUGUUUAAAGAAUAGUGGUCUAAAACUCUUUCACAGUUCAACACCAUCAGGCAGUUCUGCAAAAUUAGCCCAGAUAGCAACACACAAUGUCUUCAAAGUAAAAUAAACACAGAACUGCCUUUAGAUAACUUUACAGCUUAAAAAAAAAAGUAAUUUAACCCAUUAAAAAGUUGUCUGCCUUGAUGCACAAUAUUGAAAUCAUAUUGACUUAGUCACAGAAACUGUGUAUGUAAAUCUGUAUAUUUUUUAAAUAUAAAUUAUGUAGACAUACUGGGAAGGAAAAAGUAUACUCAAUAUUUGGGUCUAGAGCUUAUAUUAAAUUCUCUGACAGUAUUGAGCAAAUAAUAUCUCACAAUAAUGCAGAUGAAAGAACACAGCUAAGUCUGGACAUGAUAUAUUAAAAAAACUAAGUCCCCUGUUGUUUCCUUGGCCUCCCGGUGAAACAGCAUUGUUGGAAGUCUCAUAUAAUGCAGUUGCUUUUAUCCAACCAAAAUGAUACAAUGGGAAUUACUUUGAUCAAAAGACAAAGUCUAAACACUUCUUAGUUAAUUAGUCUUGUCUUUGCUCACAUUCCUUGCUUUAAGUGAUUGGCUGUGCCAUUUUUCCCCUAAAGGGGCAAAGCAUAAAUUGCUACAAGCCAGAACGCUUCACUAAUUUGAAGAAAGGUAGCAAAUUCUCUUCCUCAAAACUGAGCCAGUUACUAAGUGGCAAAUUGGUACCAUAUCAAUUGCUACUAACUGGCAUUGUUAAUUGCAUUUAAUAAAUGGAUGUUUUUCU
Pygoscelis adeliae (Adelie penguin) is the source of this 1752-nucleotide messenger RNA. RefSeq names its product cathepsin Z (gene CTSZ). Gene Ontology annotation, molecular function: cysteine-type endopeptidase activity. Gene Ontology annotation, cellular component: lysosome. NCBI's taxonomy places the organism in Eukaryota, Metazoa, Chordata, Aves, Sphenisciformes, Spheniscidae. The record is from RefSeq and is a predicted model, not a curated record. The transcript is spliced from 7 exons. The coding region runs from base 1 to 909 and encodes 302 amino acids.